Molecule: messenger RNA, 11439 nt
Organism: Dermacentor andersoni
Lineage: Eukaryota; Metazoa; Arthropoda; Arachnida; Ixodida; Ixodidae
Product: diacylglycerol kinase theta
Biological process (GO): phospholipase C-activating G protein-coupled receptor signaling pathway
Cellular component (GO): membrane
Molecular function (GO): nucleic acid binding; ATP-dependent diacylglycerol kinase activity
Source: RefSeq, a predicted model, not a curated record
GCUCCGCGGAUCAGGCCCGAGAGAGUGGGGCUCUAGCACACCGGUGUAUUAUCGGCACCGUUGCGCGUGUGUUUUGGGAUGCGAACCGGCCGCCCGCCCUGGGAUUCCUGCCGCGGCCCAAUGACCGAACUCUGACGGCUUCCCCGUGUCGCCGAGCGGGGCGUCGAGAAGACCUCGCGUCCCAUGAGAAGACCGGAGCGUAAGCGCCCCGCAGCAGCAGCACCGAGCGCCGCCGCGGUGGGCCUCUUCGAUCCCGUGGCUGCUCUGCUGCUCCUCCGUCGUCGACCGCACCGAUGCGCGCCGGGCCGGCCUGCCGCUGUGCGCGAUUGAACCGACGCCGCCGCCGGCUCUGAACAAGAUCCUAGCCCUGAGGGCAAACUGUGCGCUACCCCCGGCUUCGCGACGUGACGUGCCUGUUUUGCCUGCAAUUCCCUUUCGCUACACAUACGCGCACAGCCUCGCUGCUGCUUUUCGUUUCCUCGGCCGCCUCCCCACCCCCUCUACUCGGCGUAUCCUCUCCUCCCCCCUUCCCCAAAAUUUCCCGCUCGCGUUGGUGUGUGCGGUGCUCGUAUGACAAGGAUGGCCCGUAGAGAUCGGCCGGCAAGAAGGCCUCCUCGCAAGCCUGCGACGCCGAAACGGCAGCACCAUCCCGGCGUUGCGUUCGGGAGUCGCGCGUCGACCCGUGGAGCGGCCACUGCAGCGGCGGCCUCCGGCGGCCUGCCCGAAGGCGCUAACCCUCGUCCCAAACUCCAGCGCCGCUAAGCCUGUGCGAGCCGCGGUCUGCCGUUGGCCGUCAGCGGUCGCCGCCCGGCGGGACUCGGGCCUCACAGACGACGGCCCUGUGGGCCGUCCGCCGCUACCGGGACUCGAGGGGAACCCACGCUAGCAGAGUGUACGCUUUUAGGCCUGACUGAGAAAAAGAGGGGGAGGAGGAGGCGGCUCUCCGCCGUUUUGUGUUGUUUCUUUCCGCCCCGUCGGAGACCGGUGGCCGCGGGGGCGACGCGCGUGCCCAAGCCUCCCGGCGGCCGCGGUCCUCGCGUCGGCGUGUUCGCCCGGCGGUACCUGCCGCAGAGCACGGCCGGCGGCGCUCAAACGGUGCGGUGACAUGGCAAGCUGGCGUCGGGCCGGGGACUGACGCGUCCCGCCGCCGCCGACAGCCUCCGCCGCCGGGUCGGGUGCGUCGCGUCGUCGUCGUCGGACGCGACAUCGGCGUCGUCCGUCUCCCGCGGGGUUUCAAGACGCCGCUGGGACGCGGCCCUGUCAUCGCCACCGGCUCGCUGAGCGCAAGCGGUGGCGAGCUGCUUUCGGUGCUGCAGAAACAUGGCUUCGUCGGCAGCCAGGCCUAACAUGGGCGUCGGUUCGAGCGAGCCGCAGCAGUGCUCCGAGCCCGAAGAGGAAGCCAGUCCGACGUCGGCCGCUGGCGCUGAGGGCUCCUCCUCCCAGCAGCAGGACGAACAGCAGCAGCAGCAGCAACAACAACAACAGCAGCAGCCGGAGUACGAGACAGGCCACGGCCACUACUUCACCAAGCGGACUUUCCACAAGCCCACGUACUGCCAUCACUGCACCGAUAUGCUCUGGGGACUCAUAGGUCAAGGGUACAUUUGCGAAGUUUGUAAUUUUGUAGUUCACGACAGAUGCCUCAAGACUGUGGUUUCUCCUUGUUCAACUAUUGCAAUCAAUGUAAUCAAAAACCCAGUGCCCCACUGCUGGACGGAAGCAGGUCACCUCAAAAGAAAAUUUUGCAACGUCUGCAGGAAACGAAUCGAGGACAACUGCGCAGUUAGGUGUGAAGUUUGUGAAUACUGUGUGCAUUUGGAGUGCCAAGACUUCAGCGUUGCGGACUGCAAACAAUGUGCUACCUAUGCUCCAAGUAGAAAUAAACCGUCGGUGAUGCAGUUCCACCAUUGGCGAGAAGGCAACUUACCCGCCAAUUCCAAGUGCCAGCUGUGUAAGAAGACCUGCUGGUCGGCCGAGUGUCUGGCCGGUAUGCGCUGCGAGUGGUGUGGCGUUACGGCGCACGCCACGUGCUACCGGACCCUGUCCCAGGAGUGCAACUUCGGCGUCCUGGAGAGCAUCAUGCUUCCUCCGGCGGCCGUCAGCAUUCCGCGCACGGACGUUCCCCUGGAAACCAUCAUCGGAGUGGAGAUGCGCAGGAGAGAGACGCUAGCGCGGGCCACUUACCCCAGCAUAGCAAGAAGCAUAUCGGAGGAAUUCUCAUCGACAGGGGACCUCAAAAGCAAAGAAUUUGAUGAUUAUCCGUCACCAAAAGAAAAAGAUAAAGAUGAAGAAAUAAUCAAAGUAUACGACGGUAACGCCUCAAUGAAGAGAAGGAUGUUCAGGACAAUCACUGUAUCACGCAAUGCAACUAGGGAACAAAUCAUCGGUGCUGCAUUGCGAGCAUUCCAUAUAUCUGGAGAUCCAAAGCACUACUACAUAACCGAUGUGUAUGACCAAAACGAGAAAGAACUGGGCGACUUCAUGCCGGUGCAAAGCCUGACUCGGAGGGAAGGGAAGCGGCCUGCCAUUUUCCUCAGGUAUCGACCUCCCAACCCGGACCAGGGAUACGUCAAGGUCUUCCCCGGAAAGCUCAGGUCUGCGGACAUUUACCGCGUGAUUUCAGUGACAAGUGACACGAGCGUAGAAGAAAUUAUGAUCCAGGCUCUCGAAAAAUUCGGACUGGACUCUUCGGACAUCAACAAGUUUAGGCUAUCCGAAGUCACGCUAGACAAAGGAUCUGUUCAUGAAAGAGUGAUGGACAAUCAAGAAGGUCCUUGGGUGUUGCUUAAAAACAUUGCCAGAGAGUCGAUACGACAGAAAGACCUGACCAGGUUCUACCUCCAGCAAAAAGAGGACUGCUACAGUUCUAGUGUUGCCCUUUUCGUUGGAAACCUUCCUCCAAAUUUAUCCCAGAGGCAGUACGAAAAAAUUUUAGUAGACCUUUUAGGAAAACCUUAUAAAUUCAAGCAAAUAGGCCCCAUUUAUUAUGAGUACGGUUCCCUGAUCAUCACCUACGACAAUGCUGACAUAGCAGUGAAGGCUUUUUACAUGCUGAGGGAGUCGAGCUUCGAAGACAAAAACCUCCUUGUCCUUCUCCUGCCCAACACCAUCCCAGAAAUGAUCCCCGAAGGUGUCAGGCCAUUACUGGUAUUCGUGAACGUGAAAAGCGGUGGAUGCCAGGGCCUGGAACUGAUCACAUCCUUUCGUAAAAUGCUGAACCCUUACCAAGUCUACGACUUGGAGAAUAGCGGACCGUUACCUGGGCUGUACGUGUUUCGACACGUGCGCGACUACAAGAUCUUGGUGUGCGGCGGCGACGGCACCGUCGGCUGGGUGCUCCAGUGCCUGGACAACGUUGGCCAGGACUCCGAGUGCCAGUCCCCGCCGUGCGCCAUCGUGCCGUUGGGCACGGGCAACGACCUGGCGCGAGUACUGCGCUGGGGACCCGGCUACACUGGUGGCGAGGACCCCCUCACUCUGCUCAAGGACGUCAUCGACGCCGAGGAGAUUCGCCUGGACAGGUGGACGGUGGUCUUCCACUUGGAUGACAAGCCGGAUGACAAGCCCGGCUCACUCACCAACAGCUCGGGGUCCACUUCGGAGGACACCACGGCCAUAUUCGUCAUGAACAAUUACUUUGGCAUAGGCAUCGACGCAGACCUUUGCCUCGACUUCCACAACGCCCGAGAAGAGAACCCAAACAAGUUCAACAGCAGACUUCACAACAAGGGCGUGUACGUGAAGAUGGGUCUCCGCAAAAUGGUGAGCAGGAAGACCUGGAAGGAUCUGCACAAGGAAAUCGAUCUUGAAGUGGACGGCAAAACGGUCGAUCUGCCCCCUGUAGAGGGUAUCAUUAUUCUCAACAUUCUCAGUUGGGGUUCCGGUGCUAACCCCUGGGGGCCCGAGAAGGAGGACAUGUUCUCGAAACCGACGCACUACGACGGUAUGCUCGAGGUCGUUGGCGUCACGGGAGUCGUCCACAUGGGCCAGAUUCAGAGCGGGCUGCGCAGCGCCAUCCGCAUCGCGCAGGGGGGACACUUGCGGAUAAAGCUACACACAGAAAUGCCCGUUCAAGUCGACGGCGAGCCUUGGAUCCAGGCGCCUGGCGAAGUCGUCGUGCUCAGAUCGGCCUUGAAGGCCACCAUGCUCAGGAAAAGCAAGAUGAAGCGACGCAACACGGAGCCCAUGCUGGCCUCGUCGAGCGGCGAGAAGUCCUCCGAAGACUGACGAGGCGGGCAGCGGCCCCGGCACAACACGACGGCCACCACCGACGCGGCGACGACCGCCGCCGCACUGCCGCCGCCGAGCCAGCCGUGGGGGCGAUCCCGCCGCGGAGAAGCCAGCGGCCGAAGGCAUGGGCGCCGGCGCGGCGCGAACCCGGUCGCCCACGGUGUGGUGCUGGCGUUCCUGCACGCCUGCUGCUGCGGCGCCGCAUACCUGCUCGGACCGGGCGAACAGCGCCGCCCUCCGCGCGACGACGGCUGAGGACUGUUCUCUUUCGCUCAGUUGGCUCCGCGCCGCCGGACUCUUGCUACAUCUUUCGCUCUCCCUCCGGACGGCGACAGUGCGGGAAGGGGUGGCCGAGGUUGUGAAGGGGUAGGGACACGAUGCACGGGACCCGCUGACGCCGUUUCGCCGCCGCCGACCGACUACCGGCCUAUGUCGAGCUCCUGCCGAUGCUGCUUCGCUUUGACCCCCUGCGCGCGGGGACGGCCGUGCGCUUCUCCGUCGCUGAACUCGUGCACGAGAUGGGAGCAGGGACGCUCACUUCUCUCUCGAAUCUGUUACGCUGUUACUUACUUCUCGGUCUAUUCUUGGCAUUGUUUGUACGACGACGAGUUCAGUCUCGUCGAACAUCCCGUGGAACCCCGCCCGCAGCCCACACUCACUACGAUGACAACGCAGGCUUGCUGGAACCCGUCUCGGUUUCUUGUACAGGCGGCCGCCGCACAAGCGCCUUUCUCUCUCGGCUCCCGAAAACCCACGGUUUUGCACUGAGAACGCCCCGCUGUUUAUUGGGCCACAGCUGCGCCCCCUCUUCUGCGCAAGAAGGGGGGGGGGCGCGACCGUGCGUGCGCACUGUUGUUCUUUAGGGCGCGGCGCAAUAUGUGUGACUGUGUGCGUGUGUGUGUGUGAGUGUGCGCAACGCUGCGUAGCUGGCGUAGCGUCUCUGCAGCGUCGACGAAUUUAGGCCUGUUCCUAUUGCGACACUUGGCGUAGAAAGCCUCGGUCGCUCGAAGGUAUACCCAUCGUAUUCAGGCCCCGCACAACAAGCAAGUUAUCGAAUCCCCAUAGCGAUUUUGACAUCCGCAGCUGUUCUUUUUUUUUUUUUUUUUCUCAUUUCGUACUUAACCAUACGGAUCGAAGAACCACUAUUUCCCGCACUGACGAGCAGUCUUUGAGCAUUUAGACGAAGCUGCAGCCUCAGUUGACCGUAGGGCAAGCUACGACUUCUCACGGAAUGCGUCGUCAUGGGCUGAACAAAUAACCCGGAAACAGCACCAUAACAACGGCGUCACUUUAAUGGUUUUUGGCUUGUUUGUUUUGUUCGUGCUUGCUGGUAGCAGUCGCGCAAGUAUGGCUGCUAAGCGCUGAACAGUCAAGGAGAGUGGGUUGUAGCUCCCAAUUAAACUGCUCACUUUAGAUAGCAGCAAGGCUUUAGAAGGCCUGCCCGAAAGGAACAUCACUACGUGUCCUCAGGUGCUAAGUUAAGUAAGCGGCGCGUGCUUUGCGUGUGAGCGAUCCUUGCUUUGCAAGCAAUCUUGACUCGCUCGUCCAGUCGUGAGAAUCUAAACCGUGCGAUACGACGGCCUAGCCAGUUUCCGCCAGCCUUAUUAUUCGGACACCUUCCUUUUCUUCGUCAACUUGGGCUGCAGAAAGCGCGACGUACCGAUCCUAAGCGCGGAUUUCUGAGCCCCUGAGGAAAUCCCCGACCAACCGGACGAAUCACCUAUAUUAGUAUGAGCCUAUAUACUUAUUUCUGUGCAUACGUUUGUUCUUUUCUUUACGAGACCACGAGGUGGCGGUUAUGCUGCCGAAUUACUUUCUGUCCGAGUUUGCUGCCAGACACUUGAAGGAAGGCAACUGAUUAGCGAACAGGGCGAAUUAUUAAAGUACAAGAAAGUGGUGAGAGAAGUGGUGAGAGACACGAAGAAGAAGAAAACAUGAACCGUUCCAUUUCUUGUUUCGAACACGUCACGAAGCUGUAGUGCUUAGUAGCGGGUAGGCGGCUGGAUUUCUGGAUUCUAUGUGGUUCAGUGUGGUUGACACACGUUUAGUCACAGAACAUAGCUUUCCGAUGGUUUCUGAUACAAUAGUAUAAAAACUACAAGGUUGUACACACUUCAAUCUUCACUCGUUGCAUGCAUUGCUCUUCGCCGGUGACGAAGCCAAUCGAUCAUUGUCGCGAGUGGUCGAACGACCAAUCCCUGCGAAGCAUUGGUCGGCACGCACUCGCCUUGGGUGUCCACUAGGGCAAGUGGUUAAAUGCCCUGGUUCCCGAGUCGAGACUGCUGGUUUUGUCGUCCCCACCUUCCUUCCAUUCGCACGGCUGGCACUGUAUUUUACCUUCUAGUGACGCUAGUACUAGUUACGUACCUAGUACAGCAGUAGAUACUUUAUACAGGGCGUUUCCAACGGCUUCGUUAGAGUGAAAUAGUAGUUUCCGAUCGAAAUAGGCUGGUCUCCGCUGUUGAGUCGUUAGAACCAGCACCUCAAAAAAGGAGAUCAGUGGCGCGUUAAGCUUUGCAAGCCGACAUUUCAGAUUACUCAAAUUAGUCAGCCCUGCUGUUAAGAGGCAAUACCCUCAGCCGAGCGCCUAGUUUAUCAUUCAAAGAUAAGACGUAGUCAUUUUCACAGCUGUGCUGAAGAAGGCGCCUUGCUCUUGUACUUUCGGAGUGAUCAUUAAUAAGUAAAGAAGUUAACUGGGGGGGGGGGGGGGGGGGUAUCCUUAUGCAGUCUGCUGUGUCGCUUUGUAAAUCUAAUCCAGUGCAUAUUUCUUCGAGUGGAAUUUCGUGCCACCAAAGAAACGCCCCGUAUAAAGAGCGUAGAGAAACUGAGCAGUAUAAAAUGCGUUAUAUACAUAAAAUAAAUAAAGAGAGAGUACGAGGGACAACUCUCAGUGAAACGAGAACAGCGAAGACGUCAAACGCAUUUUACACGGUGGACACUGUCACACGCGAACCUUGCGUUCUUUUUCAGGUGCUGCGCGAGCAUGCGCACGUUACUGUUCCCGAUCAUUCGCCGCACCCCCUUUUGAGGUCGAAGCUUGUACAUUGCGCGUCCCCUAUGUAGAGUACGACACUGCGUUUUUGAAAUUGUGCGUGCCCCAGCACCGUAUCACGAGUGCGGUCGAUCACAUGCAUUUCCUCGUUGCAGCAACGUAGGCGCGCCACAAUUCAGCGCAGGUGGUGAAGUAUAAUAGAGUGAGCGAAUGAAAACGGCGCGGUCUGUAUAAUCUGUAUAGACUCGUGACGACUGGACCGUUUAUUAUAUCUUUUUUUUUUUUCUAUAGGAAUACGUUAAUAAUCGAUUAUGCAAACAUACGAGUGCUAACGUUGUUUCAGGUGCGUGUGUGGCGCGAAUCAACCGGUGAUGUUACGUUGCAAAUAAAGCGAGCCGUACUGGCCUGAAAUAGUCUUUCGAGUAGUUUUGAAUGGCCCGCGCCUAUCAUCCCUGCGUAGCUACGCCGUAUUGUGCGACGGGAAUCAUUUUGCGAGCGCUGUAGAGUGUCGGUGUUACUUUGCUCAGAACUACACUUUCGUUAGCGUUCGGUAUUCGUCCCUGUCAAUGUAGUUGCUUUUUUUUUUUAAUCGCUGCCUACAUGCUUCCUCCGGUUAGGAGAGCGACGUACAUAAAAACUAGCCUUUCCGUGACGGCAAUUGUGGACGGCUUCUAGACAUUCAGACAAUGUUUACGUUACGUUUCCUUAACACCACUGAAACGUUCGCGUAUUGCCAGUCAAGCAAUUUCACUUGCCUUUCGCGCUAUUUCUUCGGAACUCUCGAGGUUUCCUUACCAAUUCCAUAAACGACAGCGUGGGAAACAGAGAGAAACAAUGAACUCAAUAUUUAGUGCUUCGGUAGCGAACUUCCUUUUGUACAUACGUUCCGACUGUGUGCAACCGUGAGACUUCCUUGAGUUAUGGUUUCUUUUUAAUUGACCGACACAAAAUUCUUGCCUUGCUACGCUUAACUCAAUCUAACUCAACAGCACAUAAAAGCGCUCGUAACUGCGAGUCUUGAGGUGGGCCACCUGCAGGAAGCGAAACUUCACGCGCUGUUUAUUAUUAUAAAUUCCGCAAGAAUGUGAGGUCAGCUUAACUAAGGGAGCGGCCCCUGUUUCGCCGAACCAAAUUCAUUAAAAAAAAGAAAAAAAGACGAGAGUGAAUGUUCAAAAAGCGCGGUCGGCUUCAACGGCAGUUUUACACUUGUGGGGAAUUAGUUGUUAAAAUACAAUGAGCUGAAAUAUCCUUGUUUAAGUGUGUGGCACUGGUCGUUGAUGCUACUUAUACCUGUCGCUUAGACGUAGACCUGAGACGUAAAACGUUUAGUCGUUUCGUGGUGUACUCAACUCACAGUUGUCUCGUUGUCAAGGUCACAUUAGCCACAUUCGUCUCUCUGAAUGGUUGAUUUGGUUUCCUUUUACUGAUGGCACACCCCUACCAUGGGGGAUUAGCCAAGCGCCGGAUAAAAUCAGAAGAAAAGAGUUUUAGUUCUGACUAGAAAGCAAUGGAAACAUUCGAGUCAACUUUGUCUUCGUCUUCUUCUUCUUCUUCAUCGGCCUUGGGAAGCUCCAAGAUUUUCAUUGAAUGGUCAGUUCAUCAGAGUACAAAAGCGCGGAAGGGUUGUUGAGAUCAAAGGCCGAACGUGUUUUGAAACUGUAAUGUAAAUGAACCGACUUUUUUCUUUCUUUUUUUUUCUCAGGAUACAUUCUUGCUAGGAAAUAAUUUUAUUUUGUUCGUAGUGCCUGUCUGCUUGGCUUCCAGAAUGGAACAACGCGCGGCGGCUCGACGCUUCCUUCGCCGCUCCGUGAAAGUGGCGUUUAAGAAACAAGCUCGGUGACGAUCGUGGGAGAAAUUGUUGCUAUCACCGCAGACGCUGGGCCCCUCGGUGCGCCCAAAUUGCUGGAAUAUGUUUAGGUUUCGACUCCACUGACGGCAUCCUGUGAGGACAACUAUAGCGCUCCGCCGGCUGAUAUAUACGUGGCUUUUCGACGUUGACUUGAGAAAAACAACCGUUGCGCGGUUCAUUUUCGCGCUCACUCGUACGCCUCCGUGUCGCCUCUCGCGCCGGAAAUUGUGCCGAUUUGAAAUAAAGGCAAAAAGAAAAUUAAACAAGCCAUUGAAAGACUGCCUUGCUAUGCCCAUCGCACUAGAGUAGCAGGCGAGUAACGUCAUAACAGUAAAAAAGAGGAGGAAGCAGAAGAAAAAGUUACCAGAUUUUCGUAUGUUAUUCGAGAAAGAAGCAAUUGAAAUAUGCGGUGCCUUAAAAUCGGCCCGAAUAACUACGGCUAGAAAAGGCAGGAAACAGCGGCCACGCUACCUGCUGGGCUACGUUCUAAGCGGGGUUACAGCAUGAUGCACGAAUCACAAGACGGAGUUUAGUGAGGCAUUGGAGGAGAAUUGCCUCAAUCUGCAUCACUGCUGUAUCGCCGCAUUCGCCGGUAAGCAAGUCACGAGACGGAAGUGCUUUGAUUUCGUCGCGCGAAGAAGGAACACAGCUUUGUAGCAUGCGCAUUUAUGCUUAGGACGCCGCCUUUUGUUGAGCACGUCGAACCCCAGGGUGGACUUUUUUUAACGACUUAUUCGCAUCCAGUUCACCGAGCGUCCACUUCCACGAGAUGAUGCGUCGGUCUUCAGCUAUUCUGAGACGUUUGCCGUGAAAUCCCGUACAAUAUGAUACACCGUUUCGUUCCGGAUUUAUGCCCAUCAAAUUUUCUUUUCGUAUUGUACUCACGAAAAAAAAAAAUUUAAGGGCUUAAGCUUAAGUGCCUUUUUCUUGUACAUGACUGAAAAUCGUUCUCCUCUUUUUCUUUUUUGUCAUACUAGAGAUAAUUUUCUUUCCCGUCUCGUGACCUCAGGAUCGCUCCUUGCAUUCGGUUGUCGCACUGUACGCUUGAUUUUAAGGCAUUUUGAUUCACGGUAUAGCUAAGCCUAUUUCUUGCGUGGGAAAGCCAUAUUAGACGAAAGAAGGAAGCGUCCUAGGACGAGGAUUUCGCCCACGACUUAAUGCGCCGAAACGGAAGCGCUUCUUUGUACAGACGUUUCGGAUUCAGCUCGUCUUUCGUUGGCGCCGCUCUUUCGCGAUGCUUUCUUUUCUUCUGUCUUUCUUUCUUUCAUUCAUUUUUUUCCCUUUUUCGUUCGGGACACCACGUGUGAAUGCCUUUCACGUAGCGCGCGCGACAGUGGCGUCGCGACAGUGCGGUGUGUGCCUGUGUGAGUGUGGCGGCCAUCUUGUUCUUUAUUUCCCCCUUCCAUUUCCCUUUCCUGUAUCUCUCUAUCUGCGGGAAGUGCAUGCGUGCGUGCGUGCGUGUGUGUGCUACUAUUGCGAGCGUGUGCGUGUGUAUAUCACCCGAACGAAGGGGCCUGUAUAUAGCGGUCUAUACAUAAAACAACACUACUUAUUUGUAUAGCUAGGGUGUUUUCUUAUCUAUAUCGAGUUUGGAUCUUGUGCACCUGACGAAGACGACGAAAACGGUGACGGCGAACGCGACGCAGGAGAGAGAGAGAGAAAAAAAAGGAAUUUAAAAAAGAAAGAGGAAAAGUCGCCCGUCGCGCCACACACACCAUUCCUUCUGGCUCUAGGUUUAUAUGCUUUGUAGAGUCUCUUUCCUAUAGUCUCGCCAGGCGUCACGUUAUAGGCAGUCAUGUGCAAUGCACAAUGUGAAUAUAUAUACUUGAUAAUUGAUGUUCCAACACUACUACAGAUAAUACAGGUAAUGCGGGAACGCGAUGUACCGCGCUGUGGAGAGAGAUAGCGAGAGAGAGAGAAAAAAUGUGUGUCACGUGCAGAGGCAGUCAGUCUUUGUGAUUUAAUCACUCUCUUCAACGACGGUCGGUGGUUGCAUUUUCACGCCAGGGUCGAGUGUACCUUGCGCGCGGAUCGUUUUAAAACGAGAAAGUACGAAGUAGAGCUCUUCACGCCGUAGGUAUACAUACAUUACUGCAGUUUAAACGCGGUCAGUGGCAAGUAGCUAUGUUUCAAAGCGAGGCCUCUUUAGCGCCGGUCCAUCGCGGACGCACCCUUAAUGGAAAUCCCGGCAUACAAGACUAUGUUUCGGUGCAAAUUGUAUAGUAUGUGUUAUUCUGAUUUUCCGUUUUCCUUCUCAUGCUCGAGUGUCCAUACUGAGGUUCUACUUGUAGUGUGCGUAAGAGAGAUUUGGUUGCUAUCUUCUCGAAUAAAAAAAAGGAAAAAAAGAGAUUAAAGCUCUGCGCUGUAA